Molecule: messenger RNA, 931 nt
Organism: Daktulosphaira vitifoliae (grape phylloxera)
Lineage: Eukaryota; Metazoa; Arthropoda; Insecta; Hemiptera; Phylloxeridae
Product: ly6/PLAUR domain-containing protein 6B-like
Exons: 5
Coding region: 249-788 (179 amino acids)
Molecular function (GO): acetylcholine receptor regulator activity
Source: RefSeq, a predicted model, not a curated record
AUCACACACACAGUAGACGACCACGUCCGUGACACGGCGGUACUCUGAUCGUGUGCAUUCGACACCGCCACGUCCAAAACUUUCGCCGCCGAUAUAUUGUAACGAUUAUUCGCCAUUCGCUACUACGUAGGCGCUUCUUCCAUAAAAAUUUUAUGUUUUUUACAAUCCGCGUUGGAUUGUACUGUCAAACAUCAAUCACACAUAAAAAUAAAUCAACAGAACAGUAAUGUUUGGGAUUAUAUGGAGGUAUGCCUCAUGGUUGCCCGUGGAUACUGUAUUUAUUUAGAUGGGCUAUAUUAUCUGGUUGUGUAGCCAGACCACUGAGUACUGAUCUCGGGGUAAUUGAUAAAAGAAAAUCAACAAUGAUCGAAGAAACUUUAACAUGUUACACUUGUAUUAAUGUUUCGGACAAUUUAACGUGUAACCAAUAUGCUAUCGAUAGGCCUUGUGCACCAGAUUUAGAUUUCUGUCAGACUUUACAUAUAAUGGACUCCACCGGAUCGAGCGUUAUAGUUAACAAAAAAUGUGCAAAUAAAUCAGAAUGUCAUUCAUCCACUGUCGGUUGUCUUCAUAUAGACACUCAAAUGGUUUGCGUUUCCUGUUGCGAUGGAAUGUAUUGUAACAUGACAGUGCCAACAAACCAAACAAAUGCAGUUGUGACUAUAUCACGUAAGGGACACAUGACUUCACCCAAAGAUUCAGAGACAACGGCAAGUGGAGUACCGAAAUAUACAAUUUCUCAUUUAUACAUUAUAUUAAUGCUCUUAAUAUCCUUCCUAUGUUGUUAAUUAGUUUUAAUAAAUUAAUUUUUAAGUUUGCUGUUUUUAAAAAAAUGUAAUUUUAAUAUUUUUAAUUACACAAAGUUAAAUAUAGCUAUUGUACAAGCCUAAGAAUGAACUAUUAGACGAAUUAUACCAUUCAUCUUCUAAAA